GCGGCAGCCGAGCCCCGAGCGCGCCCGGAGCGCCCCGAAAUCCGCACCGGGACCCCGAAAAACGGCACCGGGACCCCGAAAAAUCGGCGCCGGGACCCCGAAAAACCGCACCGGGAUCUCAAAAUCCGCACCGGGACCCCCAAAAUCGGCACCGGGACCCCGAAAAACCGCACGGGGAUCUCAAAAAACCGCACUGGGAUCUCAAAAUCCGCACCGGGACCCUCGAAAACUGCACCGGGACCCCAAAAUCUGCACCAGGAUCCCAAAAUCCGCACCGGGAUCCCAGAAAAUCCCCACCGGGACACAACAAACGGCACCGGGACCCAAAAAAUCAGCACCGGGACCCAAAACCCAGCACCGGGACCCGAAAAACGGCAGCAGGAUCCCAAAGAACCAGCACCAGGACUCCAAAACCAGCACCGGGAUCCCCGAAAUCUGCACCGGGACCCAAAAUCAGCACUGGAAUCCCCGAAAUCGGCGCCGGGACCCCGAAAAUCGGCACCGCAAUCCCCAAACCAGCACCGGGAUUCCCAAAAUCAGCACCGGGACCCCCCCCAAAAAAGGCACCGGGACCCCAAAAAACGGCACCGGGACCCCCGAAAUCGGGCGGGGGCUCCCCCCGAGCCCCAGCGACCCCCCCCCAGGGCCCGUUCUGGGGAGCCCCGAGAGCGCCCGGGACCCCCCGGCGGUUUUUUGGGGACCCUCCGGGAUUUUUCGGGGACCCCCAGAUUUCCGCGUCCCUCCGGAUUUUCGGGGAUAUUUUCCAACUCCCCCGGAUUUUUGGGACUCUCCAGGAUUUCUUUUUGAGGCUCCCCGGGAUUUUUUGGAGCCCCUCCCGGAGUUUUGGGCCCCCCGGCCAUGGGGCUGUGGCUGCUGUGGCUCUGGGUCCCGCUGGGGCUGGCCGAGGAGGAGACGCUGCUGGACACGCGGCUGGAGACGAGUGACCUUCACUGGACGGUGCACCCGCAAGGGGAGGGACAGUGGGAGGAGCUGAGCGCGCUGGACGCGGAGCUGGGCGGGGCCGUUCGCACCUUCGAGGUGUGCUCGGGGCGGGGCGGGGGCGGGGCCGGCCGGGACCCCGCCCACUGGCUCCGGUCCCGCUGGGUGCCCCGCGGCGCCGCCACCACCGUGAUGGCGGAGCUGCGCUUCACCGUGAUGGCGUGUGACAGCCUUCCCCGCCGCGCCGCGCCGCGCCCCUGCAAGGAGACCUUCACCGUCUUCUACCACGAGUCGGACGCCGACACGGCCACGGCCACGCACCCGCCCUGGAUGGAGAACCCCUACGUCAAGGUGGACACGGUGGCCGCCGAGCACCUGGCGCGGCCCGGGCGGGGCGCGGGGGCCCGCGUCAACCGCAAGGUGCUGCGGCUGGGCCCGCUGAGCCGCGCCGGCUUCUACCUGGCCUUCCAGGACCUGGGCGCCUGCAUGGCGCUGCUGUCCGUGCGCCUCUUCUUCCGCCGCUGCCCCGCCGCCACCGCGCGCCUGGCGCGCUUCCCGGCCACCGUGCCCGCCGAGCUGGUGGCCCCCGUGGCCGGGGCCUGCGUGGCCGGAGCGGUGCCGGCGGCCCAGGGCGUGCCGCUGAUGUACUGCCGGGAGGACGGGCGCUGGGCCGAGCCGCCGGCGCUGGGCUGCGUCUGCGGGCCGGGCAUGGAGCCCAGCGAGGGCACGGGGUGCCGGCGCCAAGCUGCUGGCAUGGGCUGCGUCUGUGGGCCGGGCAUGGAGCCCAGCGAGGGCACCGGGUGCCGGCGCAUGUGA
This is a messenger RNA of Hirundo rustica (Barn swallow), 1755 nucleotides long. Its product is annotated as ephrin type-B receptor 4-like. The transcript has 7 exons. Bases 859 to 1755 code for a protein of 298 amino acids. Gene Ontology annotation, cellular component: membrane; neuron projection. NCBI's taxonomy places the organism in Eukaryota, Metazoa, Chordata, Aves, Passeriformes, Hirundinidae. Gene Ontology annotation, molecular function: protein binding; ATP binding; transmembrane-ephrin receptor activity. The record is from RefSeq and is a predicted model, not a curated record. Gene Ontology annotation, biological process: axon guidance; central nervous system projection neuron axonogenesis; cell surface receptor protein tyrosine kinase signaling pathway.